CCUCUCCUACUGUUGUGACUGGUGCCACCUCUCCUUUCCCUUCUUCCUCCGUGCCCCAAUCCCUCUUCUCCCCUCGACCAGCCGAGAGAGCGCCCCUACCGCAGCAGCUGCAGUGCUGCUCUGCUCUGCUCUGUUCUGCCCCCACUUCACCCUCUCGUCUCACCCCGCCUGCAGCUUGGUCGCUUUUCUCCCCAGUCUCCUCCCCUCCACCCUCUCGUCUCGUCGCACCUCACCUGCUUGGUCGCUUUUCUCCCCCAAUCUCCUCGUCUCCCGCCGGCACCAAUACCAUCCUCUGUCCGCUCGCUGUUGCUGUUGCUAUUCCCGUCCGUCCCGUGCUUCUACUCGCUAGUCGUUUCGUAUUCGUAUCCUCUCUCCUCAGCCGCCCUGCUCCCCUCCCGUCCUCUGGUGUCUGGUCAAACCAGCGGCUCCCAAGAUUUGCCGCUGCUUCCUUCCUGGAGAAAUCAAGCCUGUGCGGCGAGAAAUCAAGAGGAAGGGGGAAGAGAGGGAGAAAGAGAGAGGGGCGGGGGUGGAGGAAAGAAAGCCUGCCCCUUGCGGACGUGCCUGCUCCCUCGGGGGCAUUCAAUUGGAGCCAACAGUGGGCGGGUGGGCGGCUGCUACAGCACGGCGGCCUCCAUAAAUUAGCUCCCCGCGUUCCGGCCCCUUCCGCCCCCUGUCGUCGCACCCGCCCCGUGUCUCCCCCGAUCGGUCCGUCGAUCACGCGGACGCCCGCCGGAGCAUGCGCGCCGCGGGCCUCGGCCGCCGGAGAAGCAGCAUCAGCCGCCGCGCCGCCGCCGGCGUCCGGAAGGAGAUGUAGCGCUAGCUCCCCGACCCGCGAGGAAAGGGAAAGGGGAAUGACCGUUACGGCGCGCGGGAGGAGCGGUGGAGCCGGGAUGGGGGAGAAGGGCGGCGCUCCCGGGCUCGGCUUCCUGAGCCUCGAUCGGAUGCGCGUCCUCCUGCCGCCGCUCCGCCUGCCGGAGAAGCUGUCGGCCAGGACGCUGCGGACGCACCUCUUCACUAACUACCGGAUGCGCAAGGUGCGGGACAGCUCCAGCUGGCUCAUCCCGCUCUGGGUCAGCUCUUGGGUCCUCGUCGCCUCCCUCAUCUACCUUUGCAUGAGCUACCAGGCCGUCGGCAAGCGCCGGGAGUCUCUCGCCAGCAUGUGCGACGAGCGCGCGCGCAUGCUCCAGGACCAAUUUAACGUCAGCAUGAACCACCUCCAGGCGCUCGCCAUCCUCGUCUCCACCUUCCACCACUCCAAGACACCCUCCGCCAUCGACCAGAAAACGUUCGCGAGGUAUGCGGAGAGGACGGCGUUCGAGCGGCCGCUGACGAGCGGGGUCGCGUACGGGGUGCGGGUCACGCACGCCGAGCGGGAGCAGUUUGAGCGCCAGCAGGGAUGGAGCAUCAAGAAGAUGUACUCCUCCAAGACCAAGAAUCAGUCGCAGGGACCCGGGAACGCCGAGGACGCCGAGGUGCGGGAGCCGGCGGAGGAGUAUGCUCCCGUAAUCUUCGCGCAGGACGCCUACAAGCACGUCAUCUCCUUCGACUUGCUAUCCGGCGCCGAUGACCGGGACAACGUACUCCGAGCUAGAGAAUCUGGGAAGGGUGUUCUUACUGCUCCUUUCAAGCUGCUCAAUAAUCGCCUUGGAGUGAUCUUCACCUAUGCUGUGUACAAGUAUGAGCUUCCUGCAAAUGCCAGGCCACAGGAGCGCAUUCAGGCUGCUAUAGGCUAUUUAGGUGGCAUAUUUGAUAUUGAAGCUCUUGUUGAUAAGUUGCUUCACCAGCUCGCGGGCAAGCAAUCCAUCAUGGUGAACGUUUACGAUACUACUAAUGAGAGACCAAUCAGUAUGUAUGGUUCGAAUGAUACAGGCAGUGGCAUGUGCCAGGUCAGCACACUGAACUUCGGUGACCCUUCAAGGAAGCAUGUGAUGCACUGCAGGUUCAUUCAGAGCCCACCUUGGCCUUGGAUGGCAAUAACGACAUCAAUUGGAACUCUAGUGAUUGCUUUACUGAUUGGAUACAUAGUUCAUGCUACCGCAAAACGGAUUGCCAGAGUUGAAGAUGACUUUCAGGAGAUGAGUUUGCUCAAGAAGCGCGCAGAGGAUGCAGAUAUUGCCAAGUCACAGUUCUUGGCUACUGUUUCUCAUGAGAUCAGAACUCCAAUGAAUGGUGUCCUAGGGAUGCUCCAAAUGCUCAUGGAUACUGAUUUGGACACAACACAACAAGACUAUGUUAGAACCGCACAAGCCAGUGGCAAAACUCUGGUAUCCCUCAUCAAUGAGGUUCUUGAUCAGGCAAAGAUCGAGUCUGGUAAACUUGAGCUUGAGGUGGUACCCUUUGAUCUUAGAACAGUUUGUGAUGACAUUUUGUCUCUCUUCUGUGGGAAAGCACAGGAGAAAGGACUGGAGUUGGCAGUGUUUGUUUCUGAUCAAGUUCCACAAACACUAAUUGGCGAUCCUGGAAGAAUAAGGCAAAUCAUUACAAAUCUUGUUGGAAACUCUAUAAAAUUCACAGAGAAGGGUCAUAUCUACUUGACGGUUCAUGUCGUUGAAGAGAUUAUGCAUUGUCUGGAGGUUGAGACGGGAACUCAGUAUACAAAUACCUUAAGUGGCUACCCAGUGGCGAACAGGAAGCGCAGUUGGGAAAACUUUCGACUUUUUAGUAGGGAACUGAACUCAUCCGAGAUGCCUUUUGCACCCAUUGCAUCAGACUCAAUAAGCUUGAUGAUAUCAGUUGAAGAUACGGGUGCUGGAAUCCCGUUCGAUGCUCAAUCCCGUGUCUUCACCCCUUUCAUGCAAGUAGGUCCAUCCAUCGCUCGCAUACACGGGGGCACUGGCAUUGGAUUAAGCAUCAGCAAAUGCUUGGUUGGCCUCAUGAAGGGAGAGAUCGGAUUUUCAAGUAAACCCCAAGUUGGUUCUACUUUCACCUUCACUGCAGUGCUUACGAGGGUCCAUUCCAGCAGAAAUGAGAAUAAAUCAUCAGAAUUUAAAGAGAUCAAUGCAUUGGUGGUAGAUCAUAGACCGGUCCGUGCCAAGGUUACUAAGUAUCAUUUGCAAAGACUGGGAGUUCAGACUGAAUUGACAACUGACCUAGAUCAGUAUAUUUCUAAAAAUAAUUGUGGAUCACAGAUUGCAAAGCUUGUGCUCAUUGACAAAGAAACCUGGCUGAAAGAAUCCCACUCCAUGCCUCUUUUGGUUACUAAAUUGAGGAACAAAGAUCAGCCAGACUCUACAAAGUUAUUUCUUUUGGAGAACCCUAAAAGUUCUGUCAAGAGCAAUUCACAUAUAUUCAGGGAAUAUAACUUGAAUGUAAUUAUGAAGCCACUUCGUGCAAGCAUGCUUCAGGUUUCGCUACAAAGAGCAUUGGGUGGGAUAGAUAAACUGCAUUGCAGGAAUGGAGUAGUCGGCAAUUCAACACUGGGCAGCCUUCUUCACAAGAAGCGAAUCAUAGUGGUUGAUGAUAAUAUUGUAAAUCUCAAGGUUGCUGCAGGCGCUCUAAAGAAAUAUGGCGCGGAAGUAACUUGUGCUGACAGUGGGAAGGAAGCAAUCACACUGCUGAAACCUCCUCACAAUUUUGAUGCUUGUUUCAUGGACAUACAGAUGCCUGAAAUGGAUGGAUUUGAAGCCACAAAAAGGAUUAGAGUGAUGGAAAGAGAUCUAAAUGAGCAAAUAGAACGUGGAGAAGCCCCACCAGAAUGCGUAGGGGUUCGGCAGUGGCGAACUCCAAUAUUAGCCAUGACAGCAGAUGUUAUCCAGGCGACACAUGAACAAUGCUUGAAAUCUGAAAUGGACGGUUAUGUUUCCAAGCCAUUCGAGGGCGAGCAAUUGUACAGAGAAGUAGCUCGCUUUUUCCUAAAUCAAGACCAAGUUCAGUAGGUAGGCUUAUAUGGAGUGUAAAAUAGUGGAGGAUAUCAGGGUUCACCCAUCGAGGCUGAAAGAAUUUUGUCAGAGAUCCCAUGUUCUUGAGAAUUAUAUAAUUCAUACCAUGGAAAUUGCACCAGAAUAUAAAUGAGUAGCAACAAUUGUGGGUCAAUUCUUUCAAACGGUCAGUAUCAUUUGAGUUUUACAUCACCGUUGCUUCACAUUGCUACAGGUGGGCAUCAAUCCCCAGAGUUAGGGGCCCUAUUAAAACGCUAGCAACGCUGGGAUGUGGCCUCCAGUUAGGUGGAAAACACUUUAGGCUGGAGAUGGAACCACCUAUGUUCGGUUCCUUGGUACAUCUGACCAAGCUGCAAAACUAAAUGUGCAAUGUCUUGAAAUCAAGGUGCAUGUGGAGCUAUUUACUCGACAAUCUGAGGUCAAGGCGUGUGAAAAAAAAGCCCAGCUGCAUUCACUAACCGCAGAUGUCCUCUGCCACUACAAUAUAGAGUAGGGAGAGAAAUUUUCCUUCCCCAGAAGGUACCGGCUGUACAUAUUAGGUAUUGGUUGUUUGUGCAGGCAUUUGUUGGCAUUUUGUUGUGCAUCGUCUUCGGUCUGUAUUGUUUGGGUCGAAGCUGUAAAAUGUAAAUGGCGUUUUCAAAGAUGGAAGUUUUGUUUGACAAAUACAUCGGUCGUCAUCAGCUUGUCUUCCUGAGUUUCUCUCCUGCUACUGGUUCUCUCCCAACCAGCCAAUCACUAUACUGAAGGCUGCCUGUUGGUGUGGCUUUAUCUGAUGAAACGGCUUUUGCCUGA
Zea mays is the source of this 4670-nucleotide messenger RNA. RefSeq names its product histidine kinase 2. Gene Ontology annotation, cellular component: nucleus. The transcript has 12 exons. Gene Ontology annotation, molecular function: phosphorelay sensor kinase activity. Gene Ontology annotation, biological process: phosphorelay signal transduction system; phosphorylation. NCBI's taxonomy places the organism in Eukaryota, Viridiplantae, Streptophyta, Magnoliopsida, Poales, Poaceae. The record is from RefSeq and is a predicted model, not a curated record. Bases 852 to 3875 code for a protein of 1007 amino acids.